Molecule: messenger RNA, 1020 nt
Organism: Saitoella complicata NRRL Y-17804
Lineage: Eukaryota; Fungi; Ascomycota; Saitoellomycetes; Saitoellales; Saitoellaceae
Exons: 1
Coding region: 1-1020 (339 amino acids)
Biological process (GO): regulation of gene expression; rRNA processing; primary miRNA processing
Cellular component (GO): nucleus
Molecular function (GO): double-stranded RNA binding; ribonuclease III activity
Source: RefSeq, a predicted model, not a curated record
AUGCAGUCCGAUGCCAAGCGAGCCCAUCACGAGACGCAGAAAGCAGUGACCCUCGAAGCCUUCGACAACUUUACUCGAGCUCUAUAUCAACUUUGGGAGAUAGCACCAUCCGCGAACGAAGUUCCCGUAGUCCUCGACGGUACAGGCAAUGGAGUCAACACCGAGAAAUUCCUUCAUGCGGCAGCGAUGAAACGAAUGAAAGACCGCGGAGAGUUCAACUGGGUCACGAAGUUUCUUCCAGCCUCUCAAGGCGCUGAUUUUUACGAGCCCGGUGAGGCAUGGCCUCCGAGACUCCCGCCCAUCAACAGUCCCGAACUCUGCCGUAGAGUCUUCACCCACCGCUCCUACGCUCCAACCGCUGUCUCCAACCCCGAUCCAAACACCCACAACGAGCGUCUCGAAUUCCUCGGUGACUCCUACCUCAACCACACCGUCACCCGCCUCCUUUACGAGCGCUUCCCUCACCGUCGUGAAGGCGAGCUAUCAACCAUGCGCGCCCACCUGGUCGGAAACACCAUGGCCAUGAAGUUCUCCGAACUCUAUCAAUUCCCUGGACGGCUCUUGCUUUCCGAAGGUGCCCAACAAGACGGCGUCCGAAACCUCCCAAAAGUCAAAGCAGAUAUCUUCGAAGCAUACAUCGGCGGCGUUGUCCUCGACUCCCCCGCCGGCCCGGACACAGUCUUCAUCUGGCUCAAACAACUCCUCGAACCCGAACUCCGCAUUGUUGACCAAAGCCUUAACCAAACCACCCAACUCGACCGCAUGGCAAAACAGACUCUCUACAACUUGCUUGGUGGAAAGCAGGCUAGGGUCGUGUAUCACUGGGUUGGUGGAAAGGGAGGUGGAGGUGCUGAUGGGGGGUAUGUCAUGGCUUGUUAUGUUGAUGGGAAGGAGGCUGCCCGGGCUCAUGCGAUGAAUCAGAAGGAUGCGGGGAUCAAGGCGGCGAUGAUUGUUGUUGAGAGGCUCAAGGCUGGGAAGAGUCCGUGGGCAGAGGAAGAGCAGCCGGACCGGUUUGAAUGA